Molecule: messenger RNA, 2469 nt
Organism: Paracoccidioides brasiliensis Pb18
Exons: 5
Coding region: 1-2469 (822 amino acids)
Biological process (GO): regulation of DNA-templated transcription; DNA-templated transcription
Molecular function (GO): zinc ion binding; DNA-binding transcription factor activity, RNA polymerase II-specific; DNA binding
Source: RefSeq, a predicted model, not a curated record
AUGUCACUACCUUUCAACGCCAGUGCCACUGGCUCACCUCUUCCUUCUCUUACCGCCUCAGUCUCCGACCUCCCACAGGCGCAGGUUGAUGCGAUUAUACGGACCAAGCGAAAAGCUCGCGAACCCAAGGCCUGCUAUCCCUGUCACACACGCAAGGUCAAAUGUGACCGCAAUCUGCCCUGUAGUGGCUGCGUCAAGCGCGACCACGCAGAUCUAUGCUCCUAUGAGCGCCCUUCAAAGAAGCGCCAGAUUUCUGCUCAAGCGUACGUAGCAGCAGCAGCCGCAGCGGCCACAGCGACCUCCAGCAGUGGGGGAGAUGUUGGCAGUCUGCAAGUCAGUACGACGGAGCUGCCAUUAGGCCAGGCUGGCGCCUCUGGCAAGGUUUCCAUACCCAAGGAAGAAUGGGACAAUGUUUGCGCCAAGCUGAAAGACAUGGAAAAUAUGAUCACGUCGCUUCGCGCGGGACUGGAGCAGGUGGAUUCUGGUCAGGUGGUUUCGUCGACCAUACCAAGUGCUACUACGACAGGCCGUUCAGGGGAUUCUUUCCCCGAGAGGGAAGGGAUCCAUGCAUCGAAUGAGCUGGGGAACGGGACUGUGCAUUUGGGAUCGAGGUCGGUCUUGGCAUAUCUUCUUGGCCGAUCCGGUACGUCGCAAGAGGCCUCCCAAGCACUGCUUGAAGGGGGUAUUCUUCCAAAGCUAGGACUCGACAAUGAAACUGCCACCUACCCAUUCGUUGAUCUGUGGUCAACAGAUAUAUCUACAUUCGAUAUCCGCGCAGUGUGCGCAGUUUUACCAGAUGACGAACAGUGUAGGAUGUUCAUUCGGCGCUAUCGAGAUAUUGGCGCAACCAUUUAUCCGGUUAUUCCGGACAUCGAACAGUUUGAAGCAUAUGUAGAUACUCUCCUGCAGAAUCGGGCAAUAUGGGCCGACCUGCAUUCAGAUUCGAGCGAGGAAACAGAGAGGCCCUAUGGCAUGACUCUUGCUUUUAUUGGGUUGUUAUUUGCGGCAUUGGCUGCUGGCUGCCAAUCAUCCGACCUCCCUAGCAAGGAGAGGGAGUUGACUUCCCAAGUGUAUGUAUGCUGUUCAUAUCAGUUUCUACGAAUGACAAAUUUCCUUUCCCAACCCACCCUCGAAGCCAUACAGACAUUGCUCAUAAUUGGCAAUGUUCUCUCUUACAAUAUGAAUCCAGGGGUUUCGUACGUCUUACUAGGGAUGACUCUGAGAAUGGGUCUAGCCCUUGGUUUGCAUGUGGAAGCAAACAGAUUUUCAGCCAAUGAGCGGUACAUACGACGAAGGGUUUGGUGGUCGAUGGCAUGGCAAGACAGCCACUUUUCGCUCUCAUACGACAGGCCAUCGACAAUGGCAUUUAGUCAACCUGAUAUACCGUACCAUGCAAACUCACAACCAGGAAACCGUUCGUACUUCGAAACUCUCAGCCUGAUGACCUCACUCACCCUGGAAAUCCUCAGGGCGCGCAUGCUCUCACCCCACUCGCAAAUGUCAGUCUCGGUCAUUCAAGCGUACAGAGACGAACUCCAAAGAAUCAUGGCAGAUGUAGCUCCACAUCUCCGCGAUCCACAAUACUGUCUCAGCCCCUUCGACCACCUCGAAAGAUUAGGAUUGAAACUACAUUCAUCCUACAUAACAUCAGAACUUUGCCGGCCGGCCCUUAAAAAUGCCGAAUCAAAGGAUGCCAGCUGGGUUGCCAUACGCAAGGACUGCAUCGCAGCGCUUGCCGGCACCAUCGAAGCCUACGUAGAAUUAUACUCCGUCAGCUCCCAGGCAUCGCGAUCAUGGAUCGGCCUCCAACGUGCCAUCAGCUCCGCCUUCCUCCUCGCCGUAAUUGGCGAAUCCAAAAACGACCCGCACAUCCUGCAACUCCUCCGCCGGUUAGAAACAGUGAUAGCAGAACGCGCAUCGUCCGAGGGCGCCUUCACCGCUCCAGCUGCCACUACAUCAACCACCACAACCGCAGCCUCAACCACCAACCCAUCCAGCAGCGACAUGACAUCACCGCAUCAAUCCUACGGAGCCCCAAAACUCGAACACUCCGAAGUCAUCAAAGGCACCACUAACAUCUCCACCCCAUGCUUCGACCCGGUCUCCAUCGCCUCCACAGCCCCAGUCCCCGUCUCCGUGCCCGUGCACACACAAACGCAAUGGGCCAAGCCACUAACCAAAUCACUUCGCGCGCUCCAGAAGCUCAACGCUGUCUUCUGCAUACAGAACAAGCAGAACGCAUCCCAGGGCCAUGGGGGUGCGGGGACGUUGCCGACACCUUCUUCAGCAUCCACCCCCAACGUUGGGCCGGGCGGUUUUCCACAGACCAGUGCAGGGCUGAAUCUGGUAGCUACGAAGACGGAGUCGUUACCUCCUCAUACGCCUGAGAGCACGACGAGUGGAGAGUGGACAUUGCCGAAUUUGAUGGAUCGGGCGGCGGAGUAUAUUCAUCCGCCGUUGUGGGCGUGA